AUGGUUUUUUUCAAAAACGUUUCAUUAUUAAGAGAUGGAAAGAAACUUAUUCUCAAAGAUCUUAAUCUUGUGAGUUUAAAAAGAAUUAUGAAUCAGAAUAAAUAUAAUACAGUUAUAUUAGAUUAUGAAAGUGGGCGCUUUUUAUUUUAUGAUUAUAUUAAUAAUAUUUCAAAUAAAUACGAUUUAUAUGAUUUAGACACCUUAUCAAAAAGUGAUGAAACGUUUGAAAUGAUUAUGUUAUUAAAAUGUGAUGAAAAUAAUAUUAAAAAUAAAAUUGAUCUAGCUGAAAAUUAUCGGAUAAAAAAUUUAUUAUCAGUUUUGAAUAAUGAAAAUGAACAACAACAAAAUAUUUGGAUGAAACAACAAGAAGCAUCAAAUAUAGUAGAUUAUUCUAAAGCUACAAUUAAUCUUAAUUUAUCUGAUAUUGAUGAACAACAAAAGCGUACAAAUAGUCAAAUAAAUUAUGAUAAAACAAUAUUUCAAUGUGAUGAUGAUGAUUCAAAUCGACCUACAUUUGAUGAUAUUGUUAAGCUUGACGAUGCAGUACUAGCAUUUACGGAUGAGUUAGAGGAUGAUGACAACGACGAUGAUGACGAUGUAAACGAACAAGGAAUAACAAGUAAUAAUAAUAAUGCAAAUGAAAAGAAUCAAUUUAAUACUAACAAUCUUACUAUUACCAAUUUUGCAAAUCUUACUAUUAAUAAUGGUGCAUCAGAAAAGAUUGAUACAACAUUACUUUCAUCAUCUGAAAAUUAUAUAAUGUCAGCAAUAACGAAUCUUUCUAAUCAAUUUAGUCGUUUUGAAACAAAUGUUAAAAAACGAUUAAGUAUUAUGGAAAAGAGCGUUGAAAAACGAUUAUUAGAUUCUGUUUAUUUGAUUACAUCUGAUAGAUUAGAAACACGAACAUUUAAAGCAAAUGAUUCUUAUUUAACACUAAAAUUUUUUCGUUUUGUAUCUAAACAGUUAGUUAAAAAUUAUAAAGAUCGAUGGUCACCAUAUAAUAAUAAUAUUAAAAAAUUAAGUUUAAAACCAAGAUGUAUCGAAAUUAAUUUAUUAGGUUUUGGGAUAUUAGAUAAAUGUAAGUAUAAAGAUCAAAAUAAACAAUAUUCUAUUGAAUCACCAACAUCAUUAUAUGUUAAUAAUAAAACAAAUUACAGAUUAUCAUAUGUAAGUCAAUGUUGCAAUAAUUUUGGUAAACCUUUAACACAUAUACUGGUAUUCGAAGGUACAACAUCACCUGUAUAUUUUGAAACAGAAUUAUUCAAACAAAUUCAUUCAUCAUCAUAUUAUAAUAAAAAGAUCACAUCAAUGAAAAAUUUACUACGUAAGCUAUUACAAUUAGAACGAAUGAUAUUUUUUCUAACCUUUUACUAUAAAAUUGAUUUUUCACAAUUUUUUGCUGGCUUAAUAUGUUUCCAUUUUUAUCAUAAUUCUCAUAUAGACACAAGUUUAUUAUUAAAGAAUAUUAUGUCAUCAAAAUUUAAUGAGGCUAUACCUCUUUUAAAUCGUUUAUAUUUAAUUGAUCAAUUUAUUUUAACAUAUUGA
Didymodactylos carnosus is the source of this 1545-nucleotide messenger RNA. The record is from the annotation of a GenBank genome assembly. NCBI's taxonomy places the organism in Eukaryota, Metazoa, Rotifera, Eurotatoria, Philodinida, Philodinidae.